AGUCCCCCAAGUCACAAAAAAACAUCAGACCCUCUCUCUCUCUCUCUCUCUCUCUCGGUAUACCCACCAAACCACCUUUCUCUAAAUUUAGCAUAAACUUCCCGAUCCAAACUCUUAAAGCACAGUACUCUCUUAUCACUGCAUUUUUUUUUCGAAAGAAGAUCAUCUCUAGCUAGGCUUUCUUCUUUACGUAUAGACUCGAUCGCUAGUUCUAGUACUGCACUUUGCUCACAAGCUAGCUAGCUAGCAUGAAUAACGCAGACUAUGCGUAUCCUUCCAACGUUGAGUGCGCGCAUCGUGUUUCGAUUCCGCCCCCACAACCCUUUGUGAAGACGCUGAAGAACUCUCUGAAAGAGACUUUCUUUCCCGAUGAUCCACUUAGGCAGUUCAAGAACCAGCCACCAUCGAGAAGAUUCGUACUGGGACUCCAGUACUUCUUGCCAAUUCUCGAAUGGGCGCCUCGCUAUAAUUUUGAGUUCCUGAAGUCUGACCUUAUUGCUGGGAUUACAAUCGCCAGCUUGGCAAUCCCGCAGGGCAUCAGUUACGCAAAGCUUGCCAACUUGCCUCCGAUUCUUGGCCUAUAUUCGAGCUUUGUUCCACCUCUGGUUUAUGCAAUGAUGGGCAGCUCCAGAGAUUUGGCUGUGGGGACGGUUGCUGUUGCAUCGCUUCUCACUGCUUCAAUGUUGGGGGAGGAAGUUGAUGCUAAGGAGAAUCCCACGCUUUAUCUUCAACUUGCUUUCACAGCGACAUUCUUCGCCGGAGUUUUCGAAGCUUGUUUAGGCUUAUUAAGGCUAGGUUUCAUCGUGGAUUUCCUAUCACAUGCAACCAUAGUAGGGUUCAUGGCAGGAGCAGCCACUGUAGUGUGCCUGCAACAGCUAAAAGCGAUCCUUGGCCUUGAGCAUUUUACCCAAGGGACAGAUCUUGUAUCAGUGAUGCGUUCUGUCUUUACCCAGACACAUAAGUGGAGAUGGGAAAGUGGUGUUCUGGGAUGUUGUUUCCUUUUCUUUCUGAUCAGCACUAGAUACUUUAGUAAGAGAAAGCCAAAGUUCUUUUGGAUAUCAGCGAUGGCACCAUUGACGACUGUCAUCUUGGGGAGUCUUCUCGUUUAUCUCACCCAUGCCGAGAAACACGGUGUUCAAGUGAUAGGAGAGUUGAAGAAGGGGCUGAACCCACCAUCGUUCGGGGAUCUAGUAUUUGUGUCUCCCUAUCUCAUGACAGCUAUUAAAGCUGGCAUCAUCACUGGCGUCAUUGCUCUCGCUGAAGGAAUAGCUGUAGGAAGAAGCUUUUCAAUGUUCAAGAACUACCAUAUUGACGGGAACAAAGAGAUGAUUGCUUUCGGAAUGAUGAACAUUGUUGGUUCUUGCACCUCUUGCUACCUCACCACAGGGCCAUUUUCAAGAUCAGCAGUAAAUUACAACGCAGGAUGCAAGACAGCAGUAUCAAACAUUGUGAUGGCAGUCGCUGUCAUGCUCACGUUGUUAUUCCUGACACCUUUGUUCCAUUACACUCCUCUUGUGGUGUUGGCAGCCAUAAUCAUAUCCGCAAUGCUUGGUCUCAUUGAUUAUGAAGCCGCCAUGCAUCUCUGGCAUGUUGACAAAUUUGACUUUGUAGUCUGCAUGAGUGCAUACAUUGGUGUGGUUUUUGGCAGCGUAACAAUUGGCCUAGUCAUAGCGAUUUCGAUAUCUUUGCUUAGGGUACUCCUGUUCGUUGCCAGACCAAGGACCUUGGUUAUGGGAAACAUUCCAGAUUCUAUGAUUUACAGAAACGUUGAACAAUACCCAAAUGCAAGCAAUGUACCUGGAAUUCUCAUACUCGAAAUCGAUGCUCCCAUUUACUUCACCAAUGCAAGCUACUUAAGAGAACGAAUUGCAAGGUGGAUUAAUGAAGAGGAAGACAGAAUAAAAUCAUCUGGGGAAACUAGCCUACAGUACGUAAUACUGGAUAUGAGUGCUGUUGGUAACAUUGAUACGAGCGGAAUUAGCAUGCUUGAAGAGAUGAAGAAGACUGCUGACAGAAGAGAGCUAAAGCUUGUAUUGGCCAACCCUGGAGGUGAGGUGAUGAAGAAGCUGAAUAAGUCCAAGUUUAUCGAAAACAUAGACCAAGAAUGGAUUUACUUGACAGUUGGAGAGGCCGUUGGAGCAUGCAACUACAUGCUUCACACAUGCAAGUCCAACCCAGCUAAGAAAGAUGAUCAAGCAGAGACAUGGAACAACGUAUGAGCUUUUGAGAAAGUAGAAGGGAUCUCAUGUGGCUGUAUUUAUUUCCUUAACUGAAGUCUGCCAUAUAUAUAUAAUGGCGUUGCAUGCGCUUUCACAGAAGAGUCAGAAGCAACAAAUGCAUUGGACUCAUUCAAUCAACAAAAAAAUGAGUUUCAUUGUUUUUAAUGCUUAGUCGAUUUGGAGGUAUUUUUGCUCUUCCAACAGUAUGUAAGUUGUAGAAUUACAUGUUAUAAGUAUAUAAGAAUUUCGGCUUUGCAAUAAGCA
Molecule: messenger RNA, 2483 nt
Organism: Carya illinoinensis
Lineage: Eukaryota; Viridiplantae; Streptophyta; Magnoliopsida; Fagales; Juglandaceae
Product: sulfate transporter 3.1-like
Exons: 12
Coding region: 249-2219 (656 amino acids)
Biological process (GO): transmembrane transport
Cellular component (GO): membrane
Molecular function (GO): secondary active sulfate transmembrane transporter activity
Source: RefSeq, a predicted model, not a curated record